AUGAUCCAGCCUGUAAUGCUCUAUGGGUUGGAGACGGCACCUCAAACAAAUAAGACGACAAAGAGACUGGAGGUGGCCGAGAUGAAAAUGUGCAGAUGGGCGUGUGGGGUGACCAGGAGAGUCAGAGUAAGUAAGGAGACAAAUGGGAAUGAAGAACAUCGGAUUAAGGUGCAAACGUGCGAGACUGAGAUGGUUUGGACACGUAAAGAGGAGGAAUGCGUCGGAAAUAGGAUGUUGAGCAAGGACCCAUCAGGAAAAAGAAAAAGAGGACGCCCGAAGCAACGGUGGAUGGACAAUAUCAACGCUGAUAUGCGGUCUGUGGGUGCAAAGGAGGAAGACAUGCAAGUUAGAAAAUUCUGGAAGAUGUUUAUAUCUACCGAAGCGACCCCAUAA
Messenger RNA from Penaeus indicus, 393 nucleotides. RefSeq lists its product as uncharacterized. The transcript has a single exon. Lineage: Eukaryota; Metazoa; Arthropoda; Malacostraca; Decapoda; Penaeidae. The record is from RefSeq and is a predicted model, not a curated record. The coding region runs from base 1 to 393 and encodes 130 amino acids.